AUGAGUACUCAUCUAUCUGAACCAUCAUCAUCAACAACGACCGUUGAUGAAACAAUAAGUAAUACAACAACUACAACAACAACAAAGAGAAAAAGAAAUAAAGGUGUAUUUACAUUUAAGAAUUAUUCAAUUCAUCAAGAACAUUCAGGACAAAAAGUUGGUACGGAUGCAUUAUUAGUAGUUGGAUAUACAUCUAUAGCUAAAUUUAAACAAACCAAUAUUGAUAAUAGUGAAACUGCAAAUAAUAAGUUGGAUGAAUUAGUUUGGAGUAAUAAGACAUAUGAUUAUAAUAUUGGUUUAAAUAAUAUUAGACAACAUGUUGAUGAACCAGGCGAACAAUGGCCAAGAGAGAUUUUGGAUAUUGGUACUGGCUCUGGUGUUUUGUCUAUAAUGUUGGCCGAUAGAUUCAAACAUUCGCUUGUAAACUCUAUCGAUAUCGAUGAGUCUGCCAUUAAACAAGCAUCGAUCAACGUCGACAAUAUCUAUCAACAACAACAGGAAAAGUUAAAAUCUGAUGAAUAUUCAUCGGUCGAUGACAAGGAAGAAGAAAAUUGGGCAAAGAAUAUUUAUCUAUUUCAUACUCCUAUUCAACAAUUUAUGCCAGACACUACAAAAACCGUUGAAUUGGAGAAAAAUAAUUUGGAAAAGACUAAAGAUUCAAAUGUUUUAUCGGUACCAAACGAUGGUAAAUACGAUCUAAUCAUUAGUGCUCCACCCUAUUUCCCAACCGAUGUUAAAAUUGAUCAUUUUGUAUCAAAUAUGCCAACCAAUAGAAGAAUAGCUCGUCACACUCAUACUCUAACAAUGGAUGAAUUGGUUGAAAAUGUUAAACGACUAUUAAGAUCGGAACAAAGUAUCUUUAAUACUAUUGUUUCUGUUCCUCAUCCAUCACAAGAAUUGGAAGAGGCUGCCAUUAAACAUGGUUUUCAUUGUUUGGAAAGAAUUGAUGUUACAGAUUGUCCUGGUAGUAAAAUUAUUAGAAAAAUGUAUACUUUUAAAUUAAUCAAAAAAGAAAAUGAAAAGGUAGAAGAAAAAGAUGAAAAGGAAGAAGUAAAAGAGGAAGAAAAGAAAGAAGAAGUAAAAGAAAAAGAGAAAGAAGAAAUAAUAAAGUAUGUCAAUUUAUGA
Messenger RNA from Cavenderia fasciculata, 1125 nucleotides. RefSeq lists its product as uncharacterized. Gene Ontology annotation, molecular function: methyltransferase activity. The coding region runs from base 1 to 1125 and encodes 374 amino acids. The record is from RefSeq and is a predicted model, not a curated record. The transcript has 3 exons. Lineage: Eukaryota; Evosea; Eumycetozoa; Acytosteliales; Cavenderiaceae.